Nicotiana tabacum (common tobacco) is the source of this 2196-nucleotide messenger RNA. The record is from RefSeq and is a predicted model, not a curated record. NCBI's taxonomy places the organism in Eukaryota, Viridiplantae, Streptophyta, Magnoliopsida, Solanales, Solanaceae.
AUGUCACCUUUAUUAGUUCGUGGAUCUCUUGAUGGUCCUCUAAGAAACACAAGUGGGAGCUUGAGCUGGAGAACAGCAGCGGUUGGAGGCAGAAGUGCGUCGGGCCCCUUGAGUCCUAUGCCUGCUGAGAUGAAUAUUGUUCCUUUACCUGCUGGACGGUCUGGCCAACUUCUUCCAUCACUGGUGAACAUGUCAGGGCCAUUAAUGGGAGUACGGAGUUCAACAGGAAGCUUGCGAAGUCGCCAUGUCUCUCGAGACAGUGGAGACUAUCACAUUGAUACUCCGAAUUCUGGGGAAGAAGGGCUGCACUUGGCUGCUGGAACUCAUGCUGUUAAUGCGAAAGAACUUCAAUCAGCAUUGCAAGGUCAUCAGCAGCACUUGCUCACUCAUGCAGAUAUAGCCUUGAUUUUACUUGCUGAAAUUGCUUAUGAGAAUGAUGAAGAUUUCCGAGAGCAUUUACCUUUGCUCUUUCAUGUCACUUUCGUCUCCAUGGAUAGUUCAGAGGAUAUUGUUUUGGAGCAUUGUCAGCAUCUUCUUGUUAAUCUAUUAUAUUCCCUUGCUGGGCGUCACUUGGAGCUGUAUGAUGUUGAAAAUAGUGAUGGAGAGAACAAGCAGCAAGUAGUAAGCUUGAUAAAGUAUGUUCAAUCUAAGCGAGGUAGCAUGAUGUGGGAGAACGAGGACCCUACGGUUGUGAGAACAGAGCUGCCAAGUGCCGCACUCUUGUCUGCUCUAGUGCAGAGUAUGGUGGAUGCUAUUUUCUUCCAAGGAGAUCUACGGGAAACUUGGGGAGCAGAGGCACUUAAAUGGGCUAUGGAAUGCACAUCAAGACACCUGGCCUGCCGCUCACACCAGAUUUACCGUGCUCUGCGGCCUAAUGUAACUAAUGAUGCUUGUGUAUGUUUGCUACGUUGCCUUCACAGGUGCUUGAGUAAUCCAGUACCAGCUGUUCUAGGAUUUGUUAUGGAGAUCUUGUUGACAUUACAGGUGAUGGUGGAGAACAUGGAGCCAGAAAAGGUGAUAUUAUAUCCCCAGCUUUUCUGGGGUUGUGUUGCCAUGAUGCAUACAGACUUCGUUCAUGUGUAUUGUCAGGUGCUGGAGCUCUUUUGUCGUGUAAUUGAUUGUUUAUCAUUCCGAGAUAGAACAACUGAGAACGUGCUUCUUUCAAGCAUGCCCCGGGAUGAGCUUGAUUCAACUGUUAGUGACAGUUCUGACUUCCAGCUGGAAUCUCGGAAUGCUUGUGAGCCAUCACCCUCCAAUGCAAAGGUGCCAGUCUUUGAAGGGGUGCAGCCGCUUGUUCUUAAAGGGCUUAUGUCAACUGUCAGUCAUGGUGUUUCCAUUGAAGUUCUGUCAAGGAUCACUGUGCCUUCAUGUGAUUCCAUCUUUGGUGAUACAGAAACACGCCUGCUAAUGCACAUUACAGGCUUACUUCCCUGGCUCUGCUUACAGCUUAGCCAGGAUGCAGUGGUCGGUCCUGCGUCACCACUCCAUCACAAUUAUAAAAAGGCUUGCUCUGUUGCAACCAACAUAGCUGUGUGGUGUCGAGCUAAAUCAAUAGAUGAAUUGGCUGCUGUGUUCAUGAUUUACUCCCGAGGUGAGAUCAAAAGUAUAGACAACCUUCUAGCUUGUGUUUCACCAUUACUAUGCAAUGAAUGGUUCCCCAAGCACUCGGCUCUAGCAUUUGGGCACCUCCUACGUCUUCUUGAGAAGGGGCCAGUUGAAUAUCAGCGUGUCAUACUUCUUAUGCUGAAGGCAUUGCUUCAGCAUACUCCGAUGGAUGCUGCUCAGAGUCCACAUAUGUAUGCAAUUGUAUCUCAGUUGGUAGAGAGCACUUUGUGUUGGGAAGCACUUAGUGUAUUGGAAGCGCUCUUGCAGAGCUGUAGCUUACCUGGAUCACAUCCGCAUGAGCUGGCGCAUUUUGAGAGUGGACUUGCUGGCGCUGAAGAGAAGAUUCUUGCACCUCAAACCUCAUUUAAGGCUCGGAGUGGGCCAUUGCAGUUCGCUAUGGGCUUUGGACUUGGAGCUGGUUCUACACCAGUUGCCCAACCAAAUGCAUCUGAAUCAGGUUUAUCGGCCAGAGAGUUGACACUGCAAAACACGAGGCUGAUGCUAGGGAGAGUGCUUGAUAGUUGUGCACUUGGGAGAAGGAGAGAUUACCGAAGAUUGGUUCCUUUUGUAACAAGUACUGGGAACCUAUAG